Messenger RNA from Podospora pseudocomata, 4942 nucleotides. RefSeq lists its product as uncharacterized. The transcript has 8 exons. The coding region runs from base 816 to 3545 and encodes 909 amino acids. NCBI's taxonomy places the organism in Eukaryota, Fungi, Ascomycota, Sordariomycetes, Sordariales, Podosporaceae. Gene Ontology annotation, molecular function: metal ion binding. The record is from RefSeq and is a predicted model, not a curated record.
GAUUAGGGCGCCAGACUAGGGUAGUAAGAACCAGAACGAUAAAUAACGGGACAGAUAUCUAUGUGGCUGUUUAGGUUCCUUCUCCUCUUUUCUGAUGCUGGCUGUUACGCUGUCAAUCGGUAGCAAGUAAAUAUCUUACCUAACUUAGAUAUCAACACUAAGGUAUUUUCCAAGUGCAUCUGCUGUUUUGCCUUGCAACUUCAUCUUCAACCCUGGUCCCUUGUCCCUCGUCCCUUCCUGCCCUCUGCCGGAGACGCACAACAGGCAGGCGUACAACACUUCAAAGCUACGGUCGUACUUGCUUGUGAUCUGCUCAACUGGCUACACCUGCCAGCUAGGUAGAUACGAGGGCUCCCAGUCACCUAGCUCCAGCACCAUCAGCGGCAUCAGCCUUGUUUUAACUGACACUGUCCGCUGGCCCACCGGUGUGCCGUUCCACGAGGCCUCAUUCAUUCUUGUCCUCGCUCUAUUGUUACCGCACGCCUCAUUACCAUUCUCAGCUCUAUUUUCCGGCCAAGGAUACCAGUCCUGCUGUCAACAGUGCUAACCUGCAUAUACUUUCUAUAGAGGAUGUUUACGGCGGUAUAAACACGACAACCCAAGUCGACCAGGCUUUCCGCCAGCUGUCUCAAUUGAUUGGACUGCGACUAUAUCAUUCCGUUUGCACGCACCCACCACGCACAUCCUGUUACCUCUCUCACUCUCUCUUUCUCGCCUCCCGGGGGGCAGUGCCGGCAUUGUUUCCUUUUGGAUUUGACUUGACCAGUGUGUGCUGUCUCCGCCAUUUGUUUUUGUUCUGGUUCUCCGUCAACGCAAUGUCUAGUGGUAACCUGCAUCAACAGCAGCCUGACUGCAAGCAGCCUAGGCCUCAUUGGUUCGCUGGGGAGCUUUCAUCGCCUUCCGUGGCAUCUUCUGGCCGCUCUCCGUCAUUGACCAGUCUUGAGUCCGUUUCUUCUCUUGAUAGUGUGUCAGAAUCGGCCUUGAAGACACCAACAGCACCGGCAAACUGGCGUGCUGAUUCCAACGAGACAAAAGAAGCUGCAGGCACGACCGACCAAGUAGUAAAUAAGCCAGGCAGGCGUCACAACUUUCGUCAGGGCUCUCCAUCUUCUCUGUUCACCAGUUCUGGUGCUGCGACUCCGACAUCGUCUCAUCGCAUCCCUUCGGUAGUGAACCCAACUUCUCAGAACGCGGGUAUUCAUGCGCCAAAACCCUCUGUUGAAAGGGAACGACACGAAGAAGAUCCUGCUGGCAGUUGCGGAGCACGCGAUCCUGACUGUUUUGAUUCAGUUAGUGGUGUUGGGUCCAGGCUCGACACUGAUUGUGAACAAGGCCACAGAGCUCACGAGUUCUCUUUUGUUGACGAUAACAGCCUGAAGGCAUCUUCAGGGCUUGUAUCACCUAGCUUUUCUCCCCAAGCUGGAUACAGGAGAAAGUAUUCACAUGAGCGUGACAGAAAAGCCCAUAUUUUGCAGCAGUUUGAGAGUAUCAGAGGUGUUUGGCCGUCGGAUUCUGUAACUGCUCCGUCACACAAUACAAGCGGGUCCAGCCUCCUUUUCAAAGGUCCCAUCGCAAAGAACAUCGCCGAGAUCAAAUCUAAGCUCGCAUUCGCUGGGCUUCUUGCCUCAACGGCCCUUUCUCAGCCAGCAGACAGGCACAACUACACCACCCCCCGUCCUCCUUCCCCGAGCAUCGGCUCGGACACUACAAUAAGGGCGGCCCCGCAUCAGCUGACCACAUAUUCCGGCCAAUCAACAGAGGUCACAUCACCAGCAAUACAAACAACAGGCAGUGCCCCGAAUACCUCCGAGCCAUUGUCCUCCGUUCCGGACCCACUUUCCGGAGGCAUAAAUAUCUCCUUCGGGCAGCUCCCGAACUUGAACUCAGAUUCCUCUUUUUCUUUUGAUGAGCAACAGCAACAGCAACAGCAACAAAAAUCGUCCAAGCAUCUUGAAAAAGAAGAAAUGUCUGGCUCCGUCGCGGGUAGCGUUGGCGCUGGCGAGCAGAUGCGUCUGUCUGGUGGUGUGAGUGGAAGAGGGCAGCUUCCUGCCAGCACUGCCGGCCCCUUUGGUGGUCGCGCGAGAGGCAUUGACAACUGGCGCCAGCGAGCGCAGUCCCCGCCCCAGCCCAGGACCGGCAAUGGUAUAUAUCUAUUCAACCUCAAUCAUCUGAGCCAAGCUGAUCAGUAUAUAGAUACAACCUCUUCUCCUUCUCUGGGCGCGGUCCUUGCUCCCGCCAAUGGCAACUUUGCUGCUUGCCCCUCCCAGGGGUACAACCCUGGCUUCUCUUCGCCUGUUGCGCCGCGCUCUCCCACCUUGGCGUCUUUUUCUUCUGCCCCGACCCGUCCCGCCGUCCUGUCCCCUGCUGCCCGGCAGCAGUUCACUCCUUUCCCCGGCCCAUCCGCCGCCACCAGCAUCUUUUCGCCUGGCACUCCGACCGUCUCUGCCGGCCUCAGUUUUAGUGACUUUGCCGGUGGCUCCAGCUUGUCGCCCGUCGGCUUCUCUGGUGCUCCCAGCUUUGUCGACCCGUCUGGUUUCGCCUCUCUGUCGCUCUCUCACCCCGCGGCCGCCCGCCAAGGCCAGCUCGCCCAUCUGCGAAUGAUGGGUGAUGCUGGGACUGGCAAUCUUUUCUCGGCCCCGACAUCCCAGCCUCAGGGGCUGUACGGAGUCCCUUCGUCUUCUGCCGGUGGUGGUGGCUCGGCCACGAGCCCAACCACGACCGCUCCCCCGGCGAUCCCGGCCCGGCGCCCCCAGAACUGGGAUCUGGCUCAGUACCAGAGCCAGUAUCUGGUCACCAUCGGCCCUGAUACCCAGGGAUACUGUUUUGUCCGCCCUGACGGCAGCCGGACCCGACUGGUGCCCGUUGACAUGCUCCCAUUCUCGCUCGUUGGGCUUCCGCCUUCGGAGAACGACAAUGACAAGUUGAUUGAGUUGGUGAUUCCCACCGGUAUGGACCGACUUUGCAAGAAUAGCAAUAUUGAGCGGGCGGUUGUUCAGUCCCCCCCUAAUCGCCAUCAAGACCCCAUCCAGGCUUCUUCUGCUGCCGCCACUACCGGUUCCGGUCCGACUUCCCCUUCUGCCGCACAGCCUAGAAAGAUCAAGGUCUAUUGCGACAAGUGGGUUCACGAGGGGACCUGCGCGUUCACCCAACAAGGAUGCAAGUACAAGCACGAGAUGCCUAUGGACAAGGCCACACAGCACAGUUUGGGGCUGUUUCAUGGUUUGCCUACCUGGUGGAAGAAGAGGCAGGCAGAGCUGUCUCGCGAGAGCGAGCGGGGUCCUCUGGAGCGCGGUGGCGGUGUUUCCGUUGGUGGAAGGUUUGCUACGGGCGGUUCUGGUGGCGUCACCGGCACUGGCGCUGGCGCCGGUGCUGGUGCUGAAGGUGGUCACAGACGAUAUGGUUCGAGCUGGUCGCGCUGGGACAGUGGGAGUGGUGGAAGCGGUGUGGGGAGCGCAUCUGGUAUGCGCCGCGGUUCUUCUUCUACUGGUAGUGAGUCUGGUUUCCAUUCUUUCAACUGGAGAGAGCGUCACCCGGCCCCGGGGUAAUAAGCAGAUGGUGUCGUUUCUUUUUGUUGCUCCCCCAAUCUGAAGGUGGUGCGGUUGGCGUUUUCGUUUGCUUAUAUAAAGAAGAAUACCCCGCGGUAUAGUAUAUACCCCAAACGGUUUGACAGCGUUGAAGGGGUGUGGACGAUUGGGCGGGAUGUGAUUUGGUGUCUGCGAGUGCAGUUGUAGUUGUGUACUGACCGAGUGAAUAAUGUGGUUUUUGGGAUGUUUGUGUCGCUGGUGAAGUUUCAUCAGUGUGUGGAGAUUGUGGAGGGGGUACAACCGCACGACAACCCGAAAAUACGACUUCGUCAACGGCCUUUACGACCAAGUAAUCCUCCAACUGCUUGUCACAAUCUUGCGCCCUGCAUCGACUACCGUCUCUGUGAUCCUUCUUCAACAUCUCAAUUUGCUUGACUGUUAUUAUGGACAUCAUACCCUCGCAAAACCAAGAGUCCACCGUAUCGACAUUCAUGGAGACAUUCGACUGCCGGAUGUCUUCUAAUCUCAUCAAGACCGCGAGAAAUAUUCGCCAGCCUGAUGUUUCAAUCGUUAGUUACCAAGUCGACUUUUACUUCCCAGCGGAAAGCAUGGUCAAACCUGCUUGGAAAGAGCAACUUUGUGGAAGAUCGCAGUUCGCCAGACUUUUUGUCAAUGGAAUGAGAAGUCUUUGUCGUAGCUCUUUACACAAAUCAAAAUUUCUGUCCCCUUCUUUUCUGGGGUAUUAUUAGGGACGCGAUUAUCGGAGAGGCAACACAAAGUUUAUCACUGGAGAUUACUUUCUCUCGUCACCUCGACACUAUCUAAGCUUCGACCAUCUCAGUCUAGACGAGCUUUUGAUUAGUUGUUGGACAUCUCGACGACCACAUCCUCCCAUCACUAUAACAACACUAUCAAGAUCACGACGAAGAUGAACACGUUCUGGGGUGGGCUAGUCGUGGUCCUGGCUGUCCGAUCCCCGAGAGACCACCCGCCUCCCAACUUUGGCCCUGUCGGCUCAGAGAGACGCCAUGUGCCUAUCCGCCACGGCGAGGUCAAUGAUGAGGAUUCGGAGAGGAACUCGGUUGUGAGUGAGGGGAGGAGUGUUACGGGUAUGAUGAUUAUUAGUCCUGGUAGGGCUUAAUGGAUAUGAGAACAAGAAAUUGGGCGAUGAUUUGAUGACGAUAAAAUGGGUUUGGAAUUGCAUGGAAACAAGGAUCAGUAUGGAAUAUGGUUCGGAAAAUAUGGGUUAUGGAUGAUGGAUUACGGGGAAAUGUUUUGUGGGUUUUUGUUGUUUUCUUUUUGCUUAUAUUUUCUAUCUUGGAAGCAUUAAAUAGCUUUGUGCUCACGCAUGGGAAUAGUUUGGGAGAUGUGUAUGUUAGGGUAGUUGACAUAGAGUUUGAGUUCUCUGAUUUUGAGAG